Molecule: messenger RNA, 675 nt
Organism: Symbiodinium sp. CCMP2456
Lineage: Eukaryota; Dinophyceae; Suessiales; Symbiodiniaceae
Source: the annotation of a GenBank genome assembly
GCUUGCGACACCUGGACACAAUGACGACGGUGACGCUUGGUCACGCAUCCUCUGGCGGGCUUGAGCAGGCAUUGGACGAAAUCAUGGAGGAGGAGAUUCCGACUCUGACCCUGCGAGACGCCGUGGUGCAUGGCUACUUCAACAUGGGUGGCCUCGAUGAUCGAGUGAUGUGGCCAGCGAGCUUGCCCGAGGUGGACGCCCUGGUGCCAGGGUCGCAGAAGCUCAUCGAGUUUAUGUUGAGGUUUUUCACACGCGAUGCUAAUGGGAUGGUCUCGGGCGGGUCGGUGUGUGAGAUCUACUCGGCCGCCGGUGUGAACCCGUACAUGCUUCAGCCCGUUGUUUCCGCGAUCAACUAUGCCUGGGCAGCCAUCACAGACCUACUGGACCUGGACUCCAAGACCAUGACGAUGAUGUCCUCGGCUAGGAGCCAAGUGGAGGACAUGAAAGCGAAGAUGGACAAGAGCUGCUGGAGCAACUGUGACACGUGGCUCGAGGAAAAGCUGAAGGAUAUGAAAGAGCAUGUGGAGAAAAAAGUCAAGGAUGCUGAGGUUGCCAUGCAGGAGUCCAUUACCGAGGUCUUGAGGCUCUGGAUCAUUGUCGACCUGGAGGACACCAUCCAGAAAGCCCGGGCAUCAGCGGCCGCCAAUGAAGCUGGGACUGCGAUAGAUUGUAUAG